Molecule: messenger RNA, 498 nt
Organism: Ostrea edulis (European flat oyster)
Lineage: Eukaryota; Metazoa; Mollusca; Bivalvia; Ostreida; Ostreidae
Product: outer dense fiber protein 3-like
Exons: 2
Coding region: 1-345 (114 amino acids)
Cellular component (GO): cytoskeleton
Source: RefSeq, a predicted model, not a curated record
AUGGAAACAAGGCGUCUUGUUGAGCUAGAUUUUAAAUAUGCUCGGGUUCAAGUCAAUAAUGUUUGGUGUUUCUUCCAAAAUUUAUUGCGGCACAGAAUUCUUUACUGUUUUGAUAUGGGCAAAGUCUCCCUGCCCGGCCCCGGGAAGUACGCCGCCAUCAAUCCCAAUGUGAACACAACCAUGGCUCCUGUGUACACAAUGAGAUCUAAAUGCCACCCUCCUGGUGAUAGUAACAAACCCGGCCCUGGAGCCUACAGCCCAGAGAAAGUGCGCUAUCGCCCCCAGGCUCCCAAAUUCUCAUUUGGAAGUCGUUACUCCGAGUCCACGUGUGUUUUUAUUGCCUGAUUAAGGGAGAAUGACUUUCAACUGCAUGGGAAUUAAACCAUACUGUUUGUUCAUUAGUAUAAGAUUUAAAAUCAGUAGAUUGAAUAUAACAGUUUGAUUAUCUUUUUUUUAUGUAAUAAUUGUUAUUUUGAGUAAAUAAAUGAUACAAAAUAA